Messenger RNA from Sporisorium graminicola, 1734 nucleotides. RefSeq lists its product as uncharacterized. Bases 1 to 1734 code for a protein of 577 amino acids. The record is from RefSeq and is a predicted model, not a curated record. Lineage: Eukaryota; Fungi; Basidiomycota; Ustilaginomycetes; Ustilaginales; Ustilaginaceae. The transcript has a single exon.
AUGAGCACAGCCCUGACUCCUGAGCUGUGCUGCAUCGCAGCGAUCAAAGCUGCACUGGCAACGCAGGAGAUGGAAGAGGACGUAACCAGCUCGGAAAACUUCCGAGGCGAGACUUGUCGACAAGGCCGAGACGACGAUGUACUCAUCGAUGCAGAGGCAAGAACGCUCGAAGCGGACACAAGAAAAGUCAACCUCGAGCCGUCAAACGCCGAGGAAAAGCCAGAUGAUAUCGAAAUCUUGCCCUCAGAUCCGAGGCGGCAACAGGUGGAAGACGAGCUGUCGCCACUCAUCACAACGCCUUCGCCUCCACCUCAGCAAUAUUCUCCAGUGACAACUCUACCUGCGGCAACGUGCUCCCAGCAGCCGCAUAUUAGUCAUAACGACGAGGCUAGUGGCGGCUCUUACCGACCAGGUAAGCGGAGAGCGCCAAAGCUGAAGGACCUGCUGCGUCCCAAGAGCCAAAAGGAGAUCGACUCGUGGAAAACGUUGCCUUGGUGUCGGGACCGGCCAACGUCAACCUAUGCCGUUGCGAUCCAAGAUUACCAUAAGGCUGCAGGUCGCGCAAGUAGGGAGAGGAAGAAGCUGAAGAAGCUCGGUCUUUCUUAUGAACACAUUUCAGUCCCUCGCUUCCAAGAAAUCCUCGCAUCACGAGGCCUGGGCUCGAUUCCUGGCUCAGAGCAGAAGGCCCGCGCUGACGACGAUAUCGCCUUUGCCCAGGCUUACCGAGACUAUCGAAAUGCACAAGCUCGAGCGAGCCAGGAGCGAAGCAGACUGCGGAAAGCCGGGAUUCCUUGUGACCAUGUUGUCGCACCUAGCCUUGCUCAGAUUCUCGCUUCUCGAGGUAUCAAAGAUCCCCGCAAGAAGUCGAGCCAACGGGACAACAAUGUCGGGUCAAAUUCAUCACGAGCCCAUGGUCAAGGUCGCUCUAGCUCUCAAGACGACAACAACGACUACGCCAACAACCACGAUCUCGACCACGACGAGGCCAAGAGCAAUGCCCCGUCAACUUGCAGUCCAGAGGAAGACGAACUCGAAGACGAUUCGGAUUCUGAUACCGACUCGGACUGCUCCAAGACACUAUCUAUCUCCUUGACCGAGAUGCGCAGCUCAGGUUUGCCAAAUGUCCAGAGUGACUUUGAAAGGAACAAAGAGAUGCUGUUUCGGCUUGCUGGGAUGGGAGAAGAUGAUCUCACAACAAGGCGCAGCGAUAUAGAAGAGCCUGGAAAUCGAAGAAAGGGCACAACUAGUGACACCGAGCGUGACAUCAAAAGGCAGCGAUGCGACUCUUGCGAAACAGAUCAUGUUUCAGGAUCAGCGACGCAGGACGACACAGGUUUCGCAGCACACACGAAUCCACAGCACACCUUUCAUUGCGACCUAACGCUUCGCCCACUGCUUCCCCUUCCCCCCACCCCAACGCCAUCCACAUCGUCACUCCCGCCACCUAGCGGAACCGAGCGCUGGCCGUCUCGCUACAUUCCCUCCGCCUCUCCGCUUCCGACUCCAUCCGCUUCGCUAGCGCCAUCGGUAAGGCAUGCGAUGCUCAACGACGCCGUCACGCUCGCCUGCAUCAUCGACUCGAUCAACUCACGCUUGGGCGAAGCACAGAAAUGCUUCGACCGACUGCAGGCUAGCCUCGCCGGCACGGGCAUGGUCGAGUCGACUCAUCUCUCGGAAUGGAAGGCGGAGUAUAAGGUGGCUAUGACCCAAACGGAGAGCUGCGUGGACGGAUAG